Messenger RNA from Podospora anserina S mat+, 2457 nucleotides. RefSeq lists its product as uncharacterized. The record is from RefSeq and is a predicted model, not a curated record. Gene Ontology annotation, molecular function: DNA binding. Bases 1 to 2457 code for a protein of 818 amino acids. The transcript is spliced from 2 exons. Gene Ontology annotation, biological process: error-prone translesion synthesis; DNA-templated DNA replication. Gene Ontology annotation, cellular component: epsilon DNA polymerase complex. NCBI's taxonomy places the organism in Eukaryota, Fungi, Ascomycota, Sordariomycetes, Sordariales, Podosporaceae.
AUGAUGAUCGUCUCCAGUCCCUCAAAGUCCCUCAAAAAGAAACAAAGCCAAGAAAACACCAGCCCCGAAAAGCGCAAACGCCCAAAACCUCCUCCCGCCCCUUUCUUCGGUGCUCGGAAGAAUGUUGCAGCAGCAGAAAACCCAAUCCCGUCUUCCUCGCCUGCUUUCGCAACUCCCGCCCACCCUUUGCGACCCUUCCAACCACCAGCGCCCGCCAAAGCUGCAAUCCUACCUAUUAUCCUGCCCCCGCCUACGCUCCGACCCCUUGCCUUUAGAACUUUUACCAAGAAACACAAUUUGACUCUUACAUCCUCCGCUCUACAAGAACUAGCCUCUUUUAUCGGCCGACACUGCGGGUCAGGAUGGCGAGAGGAAGGGCUAGCGGAGAAGGUGCUGGAAGAGGUAGCCAGGGGGUGGAAGAACAGGAAUGGCGGGGUGAUUGUUGACGGCGCAAGCCCAGAGCUGAAGGAUAUACUGAAGAAUUUGGAGGGAAAUAUGAGCGGUGGGAGGAUUAUCACGGGAGGUAAUGGUCAGAGAGGUGGCCUCAGCCGGCAGAAUAGUUUGAUGCUGGAAGCAAGUGACGAGGCAGACCACUCCAAGACCAGGUUGGGGCUGCGCCCUACGAGUUUGGCAAGAGAGGACAGCCAGGCUAGUUUUGGUAUGUCGGGUAUCGGGUUGGGCGGGGAAGAUGAUGAGCUUGAUGAGGAUGGAAGCAAAGACGCAAGGAGGUGGUUGAAGGUUGUGUCGGCUUUUGAGCAGCCGAGGUUUACGUAUAACGUGGCCAAGAAGCACUUUGAAAGAAUAACAACUCCUCCAAGCCUCCUCCCACCGCCCUCUCACAAAACUGACAGCUUCCGCAACCGUUACCACAUCAUCCACCAACGUCUGUUGAGGAAUGAAUCCUUCCAAACCUCUGCCGUCACCUCCUUUUCCCGCUCAUCCUCUAACGCUUCUUUCCGCUCCCAUAAAAUCACCCCCAUCGCCAACUUAUUGGGUCGCCAUGGCACCACUCACCUCCUGCUAGGCAUGCUAAUCGUCCUCCCCACCGGCGCCCUAGCCAUAUCCGACCUAACCGGAGCCAUCACCCUUGACCUCUCUCACGCAGCAGCAAUCCCCCAUGACUCGGCCUGGUUCACACCAGGUAUGAUCGUCCUGGUAGACGGCAUCUACGAAGAGGAAGAAGAAUCCGUCGGCAAGGGACUGUCUGGCAGUUCGGGAGUAGGAGGCACGAUAGGAGGCCGAUUCCAAGGUUUCUUCAUCGGACAGCCUCCCUGUGAGAAACGGCGCGCUACCUUGGGUGUUAGCGGGCUGGAUGGCAUGGCUGGGGACGAGGAGCAUACCAUUGGGGGUGGAUUCGGAUGGAUUGAUUUCCUCGGGGUAGGGAGUGAACGCGCCAUUGGCAGCAAGAUGAGAAAACUGGAACAGCGGCUGCUACGACAGCAACCCGCCGGCCAGCAACGAUCACGGAUCGUGAUACUCGGUGAACUCAACCUUGACCAACCGAGGAGUUUGCAAGCCCUGAAAAAGGUGCUCAGUUUGUAUGCCACCGACGGGGAAGGGGAGACACCGAUGAGCUUUAUCAUUACCGGCAAUUUCACCAGUUGCGGGGUGAUGGCCAGCCAUGGUGGGGGGGCUACGACGGGGACGGGAGGGGCGGGGAGUAUAGAGUACAAGGAGUACUUUGACGCGCUGGCGUCGACGCUGGCGGAUUUUCCCACCUUGUUGACCACGGCUACGUUUGUGUUUGUGCCUGGCGAUAACGACGGGUGGGUUUCGGCUUUUGGGGGAGGGGCGGCGGUGCCGCUGCCGAGAAGGGGGGUUCCGGGGUUGUUCACCAGCCGGGUGAGGAGGACGUUUGCGGCGGCGAACCAAGAGGCGGGAUUGACGGGGGAGAAGAAGGGGGGGGAGGCGGUGUGGACUAGUAAUCCGAGUCGGUUGAGUUUGUUUGGGCCUGGUCGUGAGGUGGUGGUGUUUAGGGAUGACAUCUCGGCUAGGCUGAGGAGGGCGAAUGUGAGGUUGAAGGGGAAGGAGGCGGAGGGGGAUGGGGAUGUGGAGAUGGCUGGGGCAACGCAGGACAAUGGGGAUGCUAUGGAGGUGGAUGGGGAUGAGCAGCAGCAGGAGCAACGACCGUCACCGGUGGCAGAUCCGAAUGCGGUGCCGUAUGAUGUGUUGGCGGCAAGAAAACUGGUCAAGACGAUUCUGGAUCAGGGCUAUCUGGCUCCAUUCCGACAGUCGAUCAGGCCGGUUCAUUGGGAUUACACUUCUCCGCUGUAUCUCUACCCGCUUCCGACCGCGGUGGUGCUGGUUGAUACGACCGCUCCACCAUUUUGCGUCACCUACGAGGGCUGUCAUGUCAUGAAUCCGAGUAGCAUUCUCGUGAGCGGGAAGAAGGGCGUGGCCAGGUGGAUCGAGUAUGAAGCUGGGAGGACCGGGAAAGUGAGGGAGUGCACAUUCUAG